This is a messenger RNA of Mesorhabditis belari, 3579 nucleotides long. Lineage: Eukaryota; Metazoa; Nematoda; Chromadorea; Rhabditida; Rhabditidae. The record is from the annotation of a GenBank genome assembly.
AUGUCCGCUCAACGACAAAGCAGCCUUUUGAAGUUUUUCGGGACGCCAGGACGAAAAUUGGAUGAGGAAAACGCUGACAGCCCGUCGACUCCAAAAGCGAGAUCUAAAAAGCCGGAGGUUUUUACCCCAAAAGAGGCACGCUCGUUAAAAAAACGUCAACGAGACGUUGAUGAGGAAGAGGAUCAAAAAGAGGAUGAAUUACGUCGAACAAAACCGAAAAGACGCGUGCUUGUUUCAAGUGACGAUGAGGAUUUUGAGGAAAAUGAACAAGGAAGCAAGAAAGGCGAUGAAGAAAACAUCACACCGCCAAAAACGUCAACAGCAUUGAUGACACCAAAGACAAAGAAGGCAUUUGGGUGCCUCUCCGUGCGCCCACAGUUGACCCCCAGCACCCCGAAGACGAAAUUUGGUGAAGACUCUGCGAUGACACCAAUGUCGACUCCCGGUUUAGCCAAAUCGUUCAUCGACUCGUUUCGCAAAGAUGAAAGUGACAAUGAAAUGGACACAACAAUUGCUUCUAUGUGCACGUUGGACAAAACGAUCUACAUGGCUGAUGGUGAACGAUCAACGAAGAAAAAGAAAAAAAAUGACGAAGAUGAUCUGCCGGAAAUUGACGGGGCGAUGGUUUAUGACCAUGAGAAAUUCGACUUCCUAAAGCGGGAAAAUCUUCGCGAUGAACGGCGACGCCUCAGCUCGGAUCCCGAUUACGAUCCAACAACGCUCUUCCUGCCGCCCGACUUUUUAAGAGAACAAACACCAGGACAUUCUCAAUGGUGGACGAUCAAAGCAAAAAAUUUCGACACGGUUCUUCUCUUCAAAGUCGGCAAAUUCUACGAGUUGUACCAUAUGGACGCCGUCAUUGCAGUGAAUCACCUUUCGUUGACCUAUAUGCGGGGCAAAUUUGCGCACGCUGGUUUCCCCGAGUCGGCCUAUGGACGUUUCGCGGAUCAACUUGUUUCUAGGGGAUUUAAGGUGGCUCGCAUCGAACAAACGGAAACCCCGGAACAAUUGGAGAAUCGAACGAAAGUGGCGAAAAAAAAGGAGAAAUCCGACAAAGUUGUGAGAAGGGAGCUCUGUCGCGUGACGACCUCUGGAACAAAAACCUAUGGCCCGAUCGAUUCGAUUGACGGCGGAAUGACGGGUGAAGCCACCGCGAAGCCUCUAAUUGCCAUCAAACAAAUCAGCAAUGGAAAUGUUUACACGUACGGGGUUUGUAUGAUCGACACAGCUGUUGGACAAUUUACCGUUGCGCAUUUCAUCGACGAUGAGUAUCACUCAUCGCUGCGCACGCUGAUUGCGAGUUUUCAACCGGUACAGGUGUUGAUUGAACGCAACUCGAUGAGCGCAACAACGCGGGCGAUCAUCGACUCGAUGCUCUCAUCAGUGCCAUGUGAACAAUUGUUGCCGAAAUCGCAAUUCCUCACCGCCGAAGCCACCGUGAAAUUGCUUUGUGGCGUCAACUACUUGGGAAGUGAUGCAUCUACUUGGCCACCAACUUUGAGACAAUAUUUGGAUUCGAACUCGACGAUCCCGCAACCGACUAAUGGUUCAUCGGCGCUCUGGAGUGCGCUAGGAGCGGUGAUUUGGUUCCUUCAACGAUGUCUGAUCGAUGUGGAUAUGUUGACGAUGGGAAGAUUCGAGGAAUACGAUCCGAGAUUGGAGCUGAAAAAUGAGUUGAUGAGUGUGCCGGGUGAAGAGAAAUGGCGGGGACGACACAUGGUGCUUGAUAGUGUCACACUGGAGAAUUUGAAUCUACUGCCGAGUGGAGGUAACGCUCGCGACUCGACCAGCGCUGCCUACUCGUUGCUCAAUGUGGUGAAUCGGUGUGCGACCUCAUUUGGUCGUCGUCUUCUCCACGAGUGGGUGUGCAAGCCGACGUGUGAUCCGGAAACGAUUCGAAAGCGACAAGACGCAAUCGAGUGGCUGCACGGGGCUUUCGGAAAUGAGUUCGCCGAAAAAGCGAACGCUGAGCUGAAGGCGAUCCCGGAUUUGGCCCGAUUAUUGCAAAAAAUCCACACCCUGGGUCUGAAAUACCGUGCUGAAGAGCACCCCGAUGCAAGAGCGGUCAUGUUUGAGGGCCCCAAGUAUAAUCGCCGGAAGAUCAAGGAUUUGCUCGUCACUUUGCGAGGCUUUGAGACAACUCGGCGUUUGGUCGACGUCUACGAUGAGUGUCGCAUGGAAGGGGAAAGUGUCGCUUUGCUGGACACGCUCAUUGGUGUCGAACAUGUGCCCGAUAUCACGGAAGAUUUGAAACAUUUCAAAGUAGCUUUCAACCACGAGAAGGCCGAAAAAGAUGGAAUCAUUGUGCCGAAACCGGGCUUGGAUCAGGAGUACGAUGCUGCUGUGGAGAAUGUGGGAGAAAUGGAGAAACAACUCGAGAAGUAUCGACGAAAACAGGAAAAGGACAAUGAUUGUAAGGUCACCUACAUUGGAACGGGACGCAAUCGUUAUCAGAUGGAGUUCCCGGAGAAGAUGAAAAUGUCACAUCGAUAUGAGUUGUCGAGCAAGAGAAAGGGAUUUGCUCGUUAUUACACCGAGGAUUUGCGGGAAAUGAUCGAUCAACUGGGAAAAGCCGAAGAGGAACGAGACCGACUACAGGCUGACUCUACGAGACGCGUUUUUGCGGAUUUUGAUACGAGGGCCUCCAAAUGGGAUUCGGUCGUGAAAAGGAUUGCCGUCGUCGAUGUGCUCAUCUCGUUGGCGAAAUUCGCACGCACUUGUGGCCUCAAGAUUUGCCGGCCAGUGUUCGAUUUUGAUGCCACAGAGGCCUACUUGAGCGUCGAGGCUGGUGUUCAUCCGUGCCUCGCCACAAAAGGACUAAUCUCAACGGGAAAUGCUGCACAGCCCUCCACCUACAUUCCAAAUGAUACAAACCUCGGCGGCUCACAUCCAUCGUGCAUGCUCUUGACCGGGCCGAAUAUGGGUGGAAAAUCGACGCUGAUGAGGCAAACGGCUGUGCUUGCCGUUCUUGCACAUAUGGGGUCUUUUGUGCCGGCUGAAUCGAUGCGCUUGACGCCGGUGGAUCGAAUUUUCACCAGAAUCGGCGCGAAUGAUCGCAUUGUUGCCGGUCAAUCGACUUUCUUCGUGGAAUUGCAGGAAACACGUCUGGUGCUCAAAUCGGCCACUUCACACUCGCUGGUGUUGAUCGAUGAGCUUGGAAGGGGAACUAGUACCUACGACGGGACGGCGAUUGCGUCAGCAGUGCUUGCCGAGUUGGCCGAUCAGCUGAGAUGUCGCACGCUUUUCUCAACGCAUUAUCACACAUUGUGUACUCGCGUUGCCGACAACCCACGCGUCUUGAUGGCACAUAUGGCGUGCAUGGUUGAGGGCGAGAACGAGGAGGAUCCGACAAUGGAAACGGUCACUUUUCUCUAUCGCCUCGUCGCCGGCAUUUGCCCCAAAUCGUAUGGUUUCUAUGCGGCGAAGCUGGCCGGAAUUCGCGAUGAGGUGGUCCGAAAUGCGUACACGGCCUCGCAGCGUCUCUCGUCGUGCACCGGAGCCGCUUCACAGAUUGAAACUCUCCGCGAGAUGGCCACCCGAGGCGAUUUUGAGCUUUUGACGCAAAUGAUCCAAGCACUU